Arabidopsis arenosa is the source of this 873-nucleotide messenger RNA. The record is from the annotation of a GenBank genome assembly. Lineage: Eukaryota; Viridiplantae; Streptophyta; Magnoliopsida; Brassicales; Brassicaceae.
ACCAUCACCGGAGCUCCGACAUGACCACAAAAGACUGUGGUGCUCACCACAGCCACUCAUCAUCAUGCAACCGUAAAAUCAUCCGCCGUGUAAUCCGGCCAAUAAUAAUAAUCCUCUUCUUAAUCUUUCUCGUAAUUUUCCUACUUUGGGCAAUCCUUCAACCAUCAAAACCACGCUUUAUCCUUCAAGACGCCACCGUCAUCAACUUCAACGUCUCCGGAAAUCCACCGAAAUUCCUCACCUCAAGUUUCCAAAUCACUCUCUCCUCUCGUAACCCUAACGACAAGUUCGAAAUCUACUACGACCGCCUUGACGUCUACGCUUCUUACGGGAACCAACUGAUCACUUCUGCGACUGCCAUGCCUACGACUUAUCAAGGACAUAAAGAAGUUUUUUGGUCUCCUUAUGUCGGUGGAAACUCCGUUCCCGUCGCUCCGUCCAACGCCGUGAAUCUCGAGCAGGCCCAUUCACUUGGCGCGAUCAAUUUGAUGCUUCAUCUUAACGGCAAAGUUCGUUGGAAAGUCGGUACCUUCAUCACCGGAAAAUAUCAUCUCCACGUUAGAUGCCCGGCGUUUAUCAACUUCGGCAAUUGUUCUGCCGGAGUGAAGCAACAACAGAACGAGACCUCAUGUCUCUUAUCUUUGGGCUUUAACUCCUUUUUAGCUUAUGUUCUGUAUUGGGCUUUCUUCAUACUUUUGUCCGUUUUAGUAGGGGUGGUCAUUUCGGUUUAAUUUCGGGUUCGGUUCUGUUUAUUCGGUUUUACUUCUUUUCUAUGCUAGGGUUUUCUGGUUUUCUCAAAUCUCAACUAUUUAAAGCUUUGUAUGAUUCAUUAUUCACUUAUUAGUUUUUGAUUAAUAAAGAAUAAGAUUUUUU